AUGGUUCAUUUAAUAAAGUCUAUAAGGGCACAUUCUGAUAAAUCAUGGACCUUGAGUUCUCAUAACACAUUACCGUUACUCGCUACAGGAUCAACGGACAAGACAUCAAACAUAUAUAAGUUAUCGGCCAAACAAAAUUUUCCACUUUUAUCGAAAUUAGAAGACACACACAAGCGAUCUAUAAGAUCAGUUGCUUUCAAACCCCCUAUAGAAUCUACUGAUGAAAGUUAUUUGGACUUACCUGUGUUAGCGAGUGGAUCAUUUGAUUCCACUAUAUCUAUAUGGGGGAUUGAUGAGCCGGACGAGGAUUUUGAUAAUGAAGACCUUUUGAAUGAUCAGAAGCAAAUCUUGACGAAUCCUAAUAAUGAAUGGAAUCUAAUGGCUAUAAUUGAAGGGCAUGAAAACGAAAUUAAGGCGGUAGCAUGGAAUUAUUGUGGAAAUUUACUUGCUUCAUGUUCGAGGGACAAGACGGUUUGGAUAUGGGAAACUGAUCCAGAAACGCUCGAAGAAUUUGAGUGCAUUUCUGUUCUAAAUGAUCAUCAGCAUGAUAUAAAGCAUAUAGAAUGGCACCCAAGCCAAAAUUUGUUGGCCAGUAGUUCUUACGACGACACUAUUCGAUUGUACAAGCAAGAUCCGGAUGAUGAUGAUUGGACUUGUGUCGGAGUGUUGAAUGGCCACGAGGGAACAGUGUGGUGUUCAAAGUUUGAGAGUCCAAAGAGCCCCCAUGCAAGGGCCGGUAUCACAAGAUUGGUAUCUGUUAGUGAUGAUUUAACUGCCCGUAUUUGGUCUUCAAAACUGGCCGAAAUUGAAGAUUCCAGGGAGUCGAGCUUACCCAGCUCAAUCAAGCAUAAUUAUGAGAUGGUUUGGGAGCUAGAUUGCAUUCUUCCAGCAGCACAUAAAUAUCCAAUUUAUUCUGUCAGCUGGUCGGAAAGAACUGGCAAAAUUGUAACUGCUGGCUGUGAUGGUAAGAUUGUAAUCUACGGAGAAAAAGAUGGAAUCUGGCAAAUUGAAAGUGUCCAAGACUCUGCACAUGGUGUUUAUGAAAUAAACUGUGUCAUUUGGUCGGUGCUUGACGAUGACAGUGAAGUCGUGGUCAGCACCGGUGAUGAUGGAGUGGUAAAUAUCUGGAAUCCUUCACCAGUUGGCUAG
This is a messenger RNA of Priceomyces carsonii, 1149 nucleotides long. Its product is annotated as iron-sulfur cluster assembly protein. The record is from RefSeq and is a predicted model, not a curated record. Gene Ontology annotation, cellular component: cytosolic [4Fe-4S] assembly targeting complex. Gene Ontology annotation, molecular function: protein binding. NCBI's taxonomy places the organism in Eukaryota, Fungi, Ascomycota, Pichiomycetes, Serinales, Debaryomycetaceae. The transcript has a single exon. Bases 1 to 1149 code for a protein of 382 amino acids. Gene Ontology annotation, biological process: iron-sulfur cluster assembly.